Messenger RNA from Brassica oleracea var. oleracea, 849 nucleotides. Its product is annotated as 50S ribosomal protein L24, chloroplastic-like. The record is from RefSeq and is a predicted model, not a curated record. The coding region runs from base 95 to 694 and encodes 199 amino acids. Gene Ontology annotation, molecular function: structural constituent of ribosome; RNA binding. Gene Ontology annotation, biological process: translation. Gene Ontology annotation, cellular component: mitochondrion; ribosome. The transcript has 4 exons. NCBI's taxonomy places the organism in Eukaryota, Viridiplantae, Streptophyta, Magnoliopsida, Brassicales, Brassicaceae.
AAAGAGAUAAUCGUUAUCCUCGUCUUAUCGCCUUGAGACGAACAGAGAUAUGAAGUGUUAGCAAGCGGGAGUUACUUGCAGAGUCUGAAAUAAAAUGGCGACCAUGAUGACUUCUCUUCAGAGCUCGUUUACAUCUCUUUCGAUAUCCUCCAACUCCUCCUUCCUCGGCCAGCGUCUCCUUUCCCCGAUUUCCCUCUCCGCCGCUUCUCCGGUCAAGCCCACCGGAAACCCAUGUCUUGUUUUUGCUAAGCUUAAGCGUUGGGAACGGAAGAAAUGCAAACCAAACAGUCUUCCAAUUCUGCACAAAAUGCAUGUCAAGUUUGGUGAUACUGUCAAAGUUAUAUCUGGACGAGACAAGGGCAAAAUUGGAGAAGUCACUAAGAUCUUUACCCACAACAGCACCAUUGUCAUCAAAGAUGUCAACCUCAAGACCAAACACAUGAAGAGCCGUGAAGAGGGUGAGCCUGGCCAAAUUCUCAAGAUUGAAGCACCGAUUCACAGCUCAAAUGUGAUGCUGUAUUCGAAAGAAAAGGAGGUGGUUAGCCGGGUGGGUCACAAGGUCCUCGAGGAUGGACAGAAGGUGAGGUAUCUGAUCAAAACUGGGGAACUUAUAGACACCGUUGAGAAGUGGAAGCAACUUAAGGAGGCCAAGGAUAAAGAAACAUCCCAAGUUGCAGCUGCCUCAGCAUCUUAGCAUCUCUCCCUUAUUUCUUCUUCAUUGCACUUUUGAUUUGUAGACUAAUGGACCUAUGUAUUUGAUGGAUAUAUUGAAUCCCUUUUAAGUUAAAAAGUGUAAAAAUCGUACCAGAUAAAACACUUUCUUCACUUACAAAGCUUAAAGCUACGAAA